Messenger RNA from Benincasa hispida (wax gourd), 723 nucleotides. Its product is annotated as LOB domain-containing protein 22-like. Lineage: Eukaryota; Viridiplantae; Streptophyta; Magnoliopsida; Cucurbitales; Cucurbitaceae. The record is from RefSeq and is a predicted model, not a curated record.
UACUUUUCUUCCUCUCUCCGUCUUUCGCUUUUUCUUCUUCUCCGACUUUUAAUCUGCCAUGAAUAUUUGCGGCGGAGAUUGCAGCGGAACUGCCGCCGAGGAAGGCGAAGUCAAGGACAACGGCAAUCUUCCGUCGACGGCUUGUGCUGCGUGCAAAUUUCAGAGAAGAAAAUGCUCUGCCGAUUGUCCUUUGGCUCCGUAUUUUCCUGCACAUCGUCUUCAAGAUUUUCAAAACGUCCGCAAAUUGUUCGGCGUAAAAAACGUCCUCAAAACCCUAGCCGAUUUGGAGCCUGAUAACAGAUUUAAAGCGGUCGAGUGUAUGAUUUUCGAAGCAAAUUGUCGCGCCAGUGAUCUCGCUGGUGGUUGUUACAAAAUCAUCGCUAAAUUACAGAGUGAAAUCACGCUUCUGGAGGCUCAGCAUCGUGCCGUCCUCCGUCAGCUCCGAUUUUUCCGACAAACAACAGCGGCGGCGAUUUCGCAACGCGGUUCGAUUCUUUCGGAAUUAGAUUUUGAUUGUAAGCCAGGGCUUACUUCUCUUUUGCUUGAUUGCGAUUAUUUGAGUGAUCGGUUGAAUAUGAUGGAGAAUGAAGUUUCUUUUCCCAAAGCCCUAACCAAUUAGAGCAUUCUUAAUUUUUAGAUUUAGAUUUAGUUUAUAGUCUUCCUCUUCUUUUUCCCUUGAAACAGAUAUAGAUUAUGAUUUGAAUGUGCUGCAAAGAAACUAUA